This is a messenger RNA of Symsagittifera roscoffensis, 2202 nucleotides long. RefSeq lists its product as uncharacterized. NCBI's taxonomy places the organism in Eukaryota, Metazoa, Xenacoelomorpha, Acoela, Convolutidae. The transcript is spliced from 7 exons. The record is from RefSeq and is a predicted model, not a curated record. The coding region runs from base 1 to 2202 and encodes 733 amino acids.
AUGAGUGAACUAGAAAAGGCAGUCUACGUCGAGAGAGAAAAUCUGCGGGAAGAAAUCAAUCGCAACAGACAAGAAGUUGGUAGAAGCGAAAAUCGCUUGAAGGAUAGAACGGAUGAACACUUGGCGAAGAACUUGUCGCGAAUGACGAGGAAAGCAGAGCAAAGAGAGUUACAAUUGAGAGACGACAUGGAAAAGUUGAGACUUCAACAAGAGCAGACUCUUGGGACUCUCGACACGAAGAUAGAUGCGAUCAUGGAGAGCCGAACUCAAGCUAUCAUGGAUGGGUUGGACGAGCUACUAGGCAACAGGAGUGGAUCCAAAAGUGGGGAAUCAAACUCGGGAGAACCCAGCAGGGAGCCGAGGGUGAACUUCAAUGAACAGCAGAGUAGGAGAGGGACAUAUGAAUCCACUAGAGGAAGGGGCAGUUCAUCAGGCUAUGCCACAGGGGUGCAAGGACACCAAGCAAUGAUGCGCUUCGAGAAACGGAGGCAACGUGAAGAUGAGACAAUAGACAAGUUUCUAGACAAUUUGGAGAUGCUGAGAAGGCGUAGCCAACCAAACGAGUCGAACAGAAAGAUGAACCUGGCAGUAGCCUCAAAAUUCAUCGAUGCAGACAUCAAGCAUCCAACGCACGAAGUCGCUUUAUGGGGUGUGAAAACCAGCAAGGCUCGCCUGUUGAGUGAAGCGGAGGCGCGCAGAAAAGAAAAACCACAAGAGUUGGCAAAGAAGAAGAUGCAGGCGGUAACGGAAGGGAUAUGUGAACCGGAACCGGUGACUGCGGCGGAUGACUUCAAGAUCGAAAGUAGGGCAGUCGCGAGAUAUGCUCCAAACAGAGUCCAGCAGGAAUUGGUAACGAAGGAGAUUGAACAAAAGAUUAUCCGAGACAGGUGGAGCCACGCACUGAGUCAAGAGCUGUGCGAGCGCUACUUACAACAGUUGGCCCUCGAAUUAGGAAAUUUCACGGGCGCUACGUGGAAGUCUAUGGACCACAAGUUGUAUCCCAUGCAGAAGCUGAUGCGCAACAAAGGAAAGAAGUUCGAACGGAGCGAAGAAGCUCAAGCUGCCUUCGAGAAUAUAAAGCGGGAACUGCGCGAAUUGCCAGUGCUAGGCAUGCUUACAGAAAAGGGCAUAUGGAUAGUAAAGUUAGAUUGCUACCACAUUAUAAACGAGCACAGGAUGCGUAACGAACACCAGAAUGCUGACAGCCUCAGAAAGAAGACCGAGUUCUUUGAAAGAUUGGAACAGAAGCAAGCCAAUCAGGCAGAAAUCAAGAAAGGGUUCUCAAUUAUGGACAAAGAAACUUAUGAAGUGCUUCCCUUGACGAGAUGGCUGGACAAGUCUGGACAAGUCAAACCGCAAGUGAUGCGGAUGCUGGGUGGAUUGUUAGAGAGAGAAGUGACCAGAGAUGACCCCGAGUGGGCAUCAACUAUGGCAUCACUGGCAGUCAGUGAGAAGGUGAAGAUCAUGCUGUCAAUACGACAACACAAAGACAGCGAGAGGGAUUGUAGGUCAAUAAAUCAGCAACUAGUAUCCUCAAUACCCCACGAGGUCUUAACAUGUGUUUCAUACGGUCGGAAAGAACAGGGGAACGAUACGCGAAAGGAAACCGUUACCUUUGAGGACCAGGAUAGAAAUAGUGAGAAGGUUGAACGAAAACUGGUGCAAGAUUGUUUGUACGGGGAGACAAACGGUGAAAAAAGCCGGCGAAUUCAAGAUCAACACCCGGGACAAGGAAGUUUGUCCGGGGAGUCUGAGAUAGAUGAAAAAGUUCCUGACGAGAAACAGGACCUGGGGAACAAAGUUUUGUCCGGGGAGUUCAGAUCGAUGCGAAGAAGGCACAGACUUGAUCCGGAGGAGGGUGCAGACUCCAUCACAGACUCUUCAACAGACGACAGUUCCCGAAACUCAGGAAUUGACAUCUACUCAGACAGGAACUCGAGCUCGGGAUUAGAACUGUCAGAACUAUCGAUCCACACAAUACUAGUGGAAACUCGUGCAGGGGAUCUGAAUAGAGAGGUGUACCAGGAUCCUGACAGUGAUCGCUACCUCAUACCAAGCGAAACAGUCUUUGACAACGCAGCGGAUGAUUUGGAAACAAUAGUUGUAUCGAAACGUUCGAUAAGUCUGUUGCCACAAAAAGAGGUAGUCAAGACUUAUCAUCAGCCGUUCAAACAAGAAACACAGCCAAUGGCGAAGAUUUAG